Molecule: messenger RNA, 1136 nt
Organism: Dendrobium catenatum
Lineage: Eukaryota; Viridiplantae; Streptophyta; Magnoliopsida; Asparagales; Orchidaceae
Product: protein FATTY ACID EXPORT 2, chloroplastic
Exons: 3
Coding region: 37-810 (257 amino acids)
Cellular component (GO): membrane
Source: RefSeq, a predicted model, not a curated record
GCUAAUUUUAUUUUUGUUCUACUCUUUAGAAAUCAGAUGGCCGCUGUCGCUAUUUCCUCACCCUCGACUCAGUCUUCGCUUCGUCUUCUCAGACUCUCCUGCUCCUCCUCACCAUCUGGAUUCUCCUCUUCGAUCCGCUAUUCUUGCUCCCACCUCUUCAGCACAGUAACUUGUCGCCGCGCCGCUGCGCCCUCUCUGCCUGCCUUGACUCGAGCGCGAGGCUGCCGCAUCACUGCUUUCGUUGACCUGGACGAAGGUCCAUUCGCUCUCACCGACGAUCCUCCCUUCGAAGACGUCAAGGUCGAAGAGGAAAUCAAGCUUGUGGGGGACCUUGGCGGUGGCUUUGGAGGCGGAGAAGUAGGGGACGGAGAAGGAGACGGUUACGGUGGUGGUGACGACGGAGGUGAUGAUGGCGGUGACGGCGGAGAAGGGAGUAAAGGAGAGGGCGAGGGUGAGUCUGGAAAGGAGAAGAAGGUGAGCGGUAUGUCGAUGUCGCAGAAGCUGACGCUGGGCUACGCCGCCGUAGUUGGAGUGGGUGGCGUCAUGGGCUAUAUGAAAAGUGGUAGCCAGAAGUCACUUGCUGCUGGGGGAGGUUCAGCAUUGCUAUUGUAUUACGUGUACACUCAGCUUCCAGUGAAACCAGCUUUUGCAUCGUCCUUGGGGCUAGGUUUGUCUGCUGCACUCCUAGCAGUUAUGGGUUCGCGUUUCAAGAGAUCUGGCAAGAUAUUUCCAGCUGGUGUUGUUUCAGUUAUCUCAUUUAUAAUGGCUGGUGGCUAUCUUCACGGUAUCCUCCGCAGUUUGCAUGCGUAGAACCAAACUUCCACUUUUCUGUUUGCCUUUUACAUGAAUGCUUCAUACCAAGAAGAUCUGCUCUCUUUUGAAUUGUUUUAGCGUGCCAUAUUAGGAUGCCAUCAAGUAGUUGCUCUUUUGAUGCUUUCGUUCUUUUAUACUUUUAGUUGCUGUUUUGAUGCUCUGUAAUGUUUUUUCAUCAAGUAGUUCAUGCGACUGGAUCUUAUCCAAACACAAGGAAGAGUAGCUGUUAAUGCCGUUUAAGCCUUUUAAUAUGCCUAUGCUCUUUCAAAUUAAUUUUUCAGUGUCCGGAAGAUACUACAUUUGUCUACAUUUUUGCAUUGUCA